Trichogramma pretiosum is the source of this 3942-nucleotide messenger RNA. It is a transcript of the gene pkaap, whose product is annotated as A-kinase anchor protein 10, mitochondrial. Gene Ontology annotation, cellular component: plasma membrane. The transcript has 9 exons. NCBI's taxonomy places the organism in Eukaryota, Metazoa, Arthropoda, Insecta, Hymenoptera, Trichogrammatidae. Bases 863 to 2605 code for a protein of 580 amino acids. The record is from RefSeq and is a predicted model, not a curated record. Gene Ontology annotation, biological process: intracellular protein localization.
AUAUGCGCCAGUGAAAGAACGCGAGUGCACACAUCGAUUCCGCGUCCAAAUCCUGCACGAAGCCAAAUAGUAUUGCUGCUGCGAUAUGCGGCCCUAUAUCGACACUUUUCAAGAUUGCCUGCUUUACUUUUGACAUCGAGUGCGUAUACAUAUCGUGCCACAAUGCAAACGUAACGCCUAUUAAUAACAGACGCGCUACAAGUAAUUAUUAAAAAAUCACACACAAUACAACGACUUCAUGGCAUUGUUCGACAUCAAAAGAGUUGAAAGAACACGGCGAAAUUGAUUCGAGUAUUACAUGUGGGCUCGCGACUAUUGUAGGAUUUUUCAACUGGUAUGUGUAUAGUCGUCCUGCCUGCAGCGGAGUGCAACAAGCGAAACGACGCAGACAGCAGCACAUUAUAUAGCUAUGUGCCGAUCAUCAUCGCGUUGUAUACAACUCUUUAUAAUAGUUAGCAGACACGUCAGCCAAGAUCUAAUCUGCUGCUGCGCGGAUUCACCGAACUGCGAUCUUGCUCUCUCGUAGCAACACAUUUCAUUUAUCUGACACAGUAUAGCAUAUAUGGAUGUACCUGUGUGCGUGUGUAACUGUGUAGUGUAACUUGUAAUAGUAGAAGCUGUGGCCAGCAGCAGCAUCACUUUCACACAAGUGCGCGACAGUUGGCCUGGUCUUUGCAGGGCAAAAAAUAAUACGUAUCAUUCUUAUUUCUUUUACGCCUCUUUUCCUGCCCUCAGCAGAUUACAUGUAGUACUAAUACUACAAAUAUUUGCAUUGACCUGCCACAGGAUCGUAAACACAAAACCAUUAGCUAUUGUAUUAUCAUAAUAAUUACCAUGAUCAUCCGUUCUGCACUAUCAAACGAUGCUGCAGUUCUUUAAGAAAGCUGGAGUUAAAGAUAAGCUCAAACUAUCACACAACUCACCUGCAAAAUCUACGAGCCCAGUUGAAUCUAAUAGAGAUGAAUUUGUGGGUUCUCCAACUGGAGUUAAGUCAAAUUCAUUAUGCAGCUUCCAGGAGGAAGAGGAAGAAGAUGUAUUCACAUCAAACAAAAACCAAAUCAACUGUUUUCGCUCAAGCUUAUCAAAAACUUUACCAGAAAUCUUAGCCGAUAAAAGUGCACUUGGAUAUUUUAUUCAAUUUAUGGAAGCUCAAAAACAAGAUGCACUAAUUAAAUUUUUGAUUGAAAUUGAGUGUCUUCAUAGUGCUUACUCUAUACAAGCAUUCACUAGUACUGAAGAAAAUUUAAACAAAGAGUCUAAUGAAUCCAAAUGUGAUCCUGCAAUCAAUGAUAACCAUUCUUGUAAAGCAAUGUCCAAGGACAAUGAAGAUAAGGAGCUUCCUGACUUAUCACUAAGCGACUGUAUAAAUAAUGCCAAGCAUAAUUUUAUGGAAAAUCAAAUGAGCAAGGAGGAAUCAAAUUUCAAUUUGCCAAAGAAUAAUCCUAUAGUAAACAAUGAAAGCAAAAAUAAUUGCAAUCAUAGCUCCUGCAAAUGUUCAUCAAUGUAUGUAGAUUCUGCACGUAUUUACAAAAAAUAUAUCAUAAAUAAUUUUUUUGGACUUGAUUGCCUUUCUGAAGAUUUGAUUAAAAAUUUAGAAACUGCUAUAAGUAGUAAAGAUUCUAAAUUAAUUGUUAAAUAUUUAACUGACAUACAGAGAACAGUUUAUACAAUUUUAAAUGACGAGUAUGUGAAUGAAUUUUUAAAGAGUGAAUUUCAUUGUAAACAUCAAAUUGAUGUUCUUACUAGUGGAAAUGUAUUAUUAGAUGACAUAUUGUACAAUGAAACUGCUUUUUUUUAUUUCAUGGAGUUUAUGGAACUAGAAAACAAAAGAGAAUUGCUAGAUUUUUGGAUGACAGUUAUAAGUUAUAAGCAAAAUUCAGAAGAUAGAGAAACACAAGUAGACCCAGCAGUGGCCCAAUCGGAUGCUCUCAUAAUAUAUAACAAGUAUUUUAGUUUGCAAGCAAAAGUACCUUUAGGUUUUAGUGAUAGAGUUCGCUUCGAAGUCGAGCAAAACAUUUGCAGAGAAGAUGGAAAAGCUCCUCAAACUGACUGUUUUGAUCGUCCAUGUCAAUUAGUUUAUAAUUUUUUGAAAAGACAUUACCUCCCUACCUUUCUACAAUCUCAAUUAUUUUAUAAGUAUUUGUCUGAAUUAAUCAAUAGCGCUCACAAUAGUCACUGUAUGUCAGUUCAUAAUUCUUUAGGAAGAACAGAAUCUGAAUGCAGUAGUGAAAUAAGUUCUAUAAGUAAUUUGACGAGCCCUACUAAAGAAAGCAAACAAAAUAAAAAAUCAAAGUACGACACUUCUCUAAAUGGAGGUAUGAAUAUUGAUUCCAAGCAAUUGAAUGAUCCCGAUUCUUUAUGGAAGAGGAGCAAAAGCAGUUUAAGUGUGGGUUACGUGGAUAAUUUAGGAAGAUUUGUCACUGAAAUAGAACCAGAUCCAUAUCGUAAAAAUGACAAACAAUCAAGAAUAUCUCGUGCUGUCAAGAGACUAGUGAAUAUAGAGCAGGAUGAAGUUAAAGAAGAAUCGGCAUGGAAAAUCGCAGAAAUGAUUGUUCGUGAUGUGACGUCUUUAACUCUAGGAAGUAACGAUCUUUCGCCUUUAUGAUUUCAUUUAAGUCGAAAAAUAAGUCUCUAUUCUAUAAAAAUCGUUGUAAAAUAUGUUACAUUUAAUAUUGAAGCCUAAAAUUGCCUUUAAGAAGUUGUUGAGCAUUUGUUGUAAAACAUUGAAUCUCAUGUUACGAGUGUUCAUGUAUAUGUAAGUCAAGAUUUAGGCUCUGGCAAAUAUUUUACUAUUGCAGUUAACAUUUUUUUAAGAAUUUUGAAUGAAUAUGUUUAGAAAUAAUAAAUGUGAAAUUAAGUUUGUUACGGUUGUACAUAUUUGAGCACAAAUCAAUGAUUUAUAAGAGAAUUUUUCCAUGUUCUAUAUGGAUAAUUUGUAGUAUUGGAUAUGUGAUUAGUUUGGGAGUUUUUGUUAUUUUCUAUGAAAUGAGUUUCACACGACAUUGAGAUUAUUAUAAAGUAUUCAUUUUUUAAUGUCAAUUUAUUAUUCGAAAUUUUUCUAGUAUAAAGAGUAUUAAAAUACUAUUUGUGCAGACUAAUUUGUGCACACAUUGUAAUACAUGUAAAAGUUGUUACAAGUAUCCUAUGGUUUUUUGUUAUAAAAAAAGAUAUUUUUUAAAUGCAUUAUACACAUUAAGUAUGAUCAAAACUGUAUUUUUGUGAUUCUGUUAUCGUUUUUUCGAAAAGAUUUCUCUCAAAGAAUAAACUUCAAAAAAUCAUUAACCACGACUUACUGCGAAUAAAGUGGAAAAAAGAAAAUUAGUUACUAUAGUAUGUUACAAUAUUGUAGAGUACAAGAUAUUGCACGUAAAAAAGAGAUUUAAUAUUAUAGAGUGUCUAUUUUACUAAAAAAGUUACAUUUUUAUACAUGGUGCUAAAAUAAAUAUACAUUUUAAUACGAAUGUUCAGGCGAAGUAUGAAAUUGUUAAGGACUAAAAUGAAUAGUGUUCAAUGUUACAAAAGUUUCGAGCGUAAAAAUGCGUCCACUUGAAAAUAAAAUUAUACGAGUGUUAAUGUAACAUCCAUUUAAAAAGCACAAAUUGGUUAACGAAAGCUGCAUGAAUGUAUAUGUAAAUUGUACAUAAACAAUGGCGACAAAAAAAAAGACGAAAACAAAAAAAUUGUAAAAGAAAUCGAUUGUGUGAUAUGAUUGUUACACGUUGGCCGAAGGGAGAGCAAAAUAAAAGAUUGCUAAAGAUCACCGUAUCUAGUAAAUUGCAAAAUGUCCAACCUUAUUUCUAUAUCGUAGAAAAUUAAUUAGCGACCGAUACUUUUCAUUAAAAUAAGCUAAAAUACCACUUUGUAUCACGGCCAUUAAUAACGCACUCGCGCACUCAUUGACGGAUUCGCACAGACACAUGCACGCGCAAUCUCACAUAAAUU